CUUCGGUGUGGGGCUCUUGUUUUAAAAAGCGGCGCUGAGAGCUAGACUGAGGCAGCUCUGGAUCCUAAAACACAGAGACAACAGCAAUGGACUCUAAGCGAGUGUUUCAUCUGCAGCCGUGUGAUACCCCAAGCUCAACAGUGAACGGAUACUACUUCCAGGAAAGUGAUGAUAUGCAACCUGAUCGUGAAGACGACAGCAGUGAGGGCAAAGGGCAGGGGGCAGAUGAAACUUACGAAACAGUAAAUGCCUCCACCAUGUCUGAAGACAGCCUCCGAUUCUACGUCAAUAUGAACGUGGAUCUGAAGCCAAAAGCGGACGAGAAUGACAACGCUGGAUGUGUCUUGCUGCAUACUUCCAGAAAAUAUCUGAAGUUGAAGAACUUUGAGCAGGAGGUGCGAGCUCACAGAGAUUUGGAUGGAUUUCUGGCUAAGGCCAAAAUCCUGUUGGAUGUGUCAGCGCUGUCACUCGACGAUGUUCUGCGAGAGAUGCUGAGGCAUGUCGUGGAGGAGUCGGAAAAUGCCGAGCCCAAUUCUAGCUUUGAUGAAGUCAUGACCGGAUUAUUCACCGAUUCUGGCACUUUGCAAGAAGGCAGUGUACAUCUCCUGUCAAAUACUAUUCAAGGGGUUUCUGCAGCGACGACUGGUGUUCAGUACCAGCAGUCCUGGCUCUGCCUUAUGUGUACUGCAGCAACGCUCCAGAAACGUCAUGUGUGCAUCUGUCGAUUAGAAAGGCCUCAGAACUGGGGAGAGAAUUGCUGUGAGGUGCGCUACGUUAUCCUAAUCCUGGUGCCACCAAAAAUGAAAAGUACAAAAACUGCCGUUGAAGUUGGAAGAACCUUUGCCACAAUGUUUGCCGACAUGAACUUCCGCCAGAAACUCUUGGAAGCCAAGACACAGGAGGAGUUCAAAGAGACCCUGGUUCUUCAAAGGCAUCUGCUGACUGUAAUCCACAGGGAGCCUGCCAGCAAAGAUCACACCAAGUUGGAGGAAAACAAGCCCCCACAGGCUAAUGACUUCCUACGGAUAGGGAAGGGAAUGAUGGAAGACUUGCGGCGCAGGUUGCCAUUGUAUCUAUCAGAUUAUACAGACGGUAUCAUUGGUAAGAAUAAAUCCAUCAGGAAGUACAUCACCACCAUCCUGUUUCUAUACUGCAUCUGCUUACUGCCAACAAUAGCAUUUGGUUCUUUGAAUGCUGAGAAUACCAGAGGGUCAAUUGAUGUACAGAAAACCAUCCUUGCCCAGUGCAUUGGUGGAGUGGUGUAUGCUGUCUUUGCUGGCCAACCAAUGGGUAUAGUUUUAACAACUGCACCCCUUGCCUUGUAUAUUCAUGUAAUCCAGGGUAUCUGCGAUGACUACAAUCUGAAUUUCUUUGCGUUCUACGCUUGUGUUGGCUUGUGGAAUUGUUUCUUCUGUAUCAUCUACGGUCUUGCUAAUUUAAGUUUGUUGAAGAAGCUUUUCAAAAGAUCAACUGAUGAGAUCCUGGCAGUUUUCAUAUCCAUUGCUUUUGUGGUGGAUGCGUGUAAAGGACUGGCCAAAAUUUUUCAGAGUUAUUACUUCUGUACAGAAAGGCAUUUAAAUCCUUUUGGAUGGAACCAGGAUCUCAGCUCUACGUUUAAUACCACUCCCUCGAUCAAUAGCACAUAUCCUGAGGGAGAGGCAUGUGGCCGAGACACAGCUGUGCUCAGUCUCCUAUUGAUGCUCGGUACACUCUGGCUGGGAUACACCUUGUUUCAGUUCAAGAAAAGCCCCUUUCUUCAUGCCCGGGUCCGAGAAACCCUGUCAGAUUGUGCCUUGCCGAUAUCUGUGGUAGUAUUUUCAUUUGUGGGAUCAUACCUUUUUCGGGAUAUAAAAGUUGCGUCAUUUAGUUAUAAUCCCAAUAAUGGUUUAUUCAACCUGGCCCCAUUUCACCUCCUCUCGAUUGGAGCAAUAUUUGGUGGGAUGGGUUUGGGCUUCCUUCUGUCAAUGCUAUUCUACUUGGAACAGAACAUUGUGAUGUCAUUAACAAAUGCCUCUCAGAACAGGCUAGUAAAAGGCACAGGUUAUCACUGGGACAUCUUUCUUGUCGGCAUAAUCAACAUUGUGUUAUCUAUUUUUGGCCUGCCGUGGGUCCACUCUGCAUUCCCUCAUUCUCCAUUGCAUGUCCGUGCUCUGGCAUACGUAGAGCAGAGGGUGGAGAAUGGUCAUUUGCAUGAGAUGAUUGUUCGUGUAAGGGAGACCCGAGUGUCUGCUCUUGUGGCGCACAUACUGGUGGGAAUCUCACUCCUGAUGUUGCCCAUCCCUCUGCAGUGGAUUCCCAAACCAGUCCUCUAUGGUUUGUUCCUCUACGUUUCCGCGACCUCCAUCGAUGGGUGCCAGUUUUUUGAGAGGUUGGCCCUUCUGUUCAAAGAGCAGACAUCUUAUCCCCCUACCCACUACAUCAGGAGAGUUCCCCAGAGGAAGAUCCAUUACUUCACUGGCCUGCAGCUGAUUGAGAUCGCCAUUCUCUGUGGCUUUGGAAUGGCUCCACUUCCCUACCUGAAGAUGAUAUUUCCCCCAAUUAUGCUUGCCAUGGUCCCAGUCAGAUACUACAUCCUCCCUCGAAUAAUCGAAGCCAAGUAUUUGGAUGCAAUGGAUACAGAACAUUAAAGGACAACAGAAUCAAGCGGGUGUACCCCAUGUGCUGUGCAUCACAAUAUAUCUGGAGAUGUGUUCAUAGUGUAUCAGUGCUCAAGGACUAACCAAAGUAGCUGGCAUUUUUGACUCUGAUCCAGCGAGUACUACCUUGUCCAUUUUACUACAAGCAAUACUUGUGCUACAAAACUUUUGUCCCAAUCUUGAAGUGUCACUUUGAUUUCCCUCUUUUUUGGAGAAAGUUGAAGAAUAUGUCUGUGGUAGCAGGAGACUGACCACUUAAACAAAAUGGUUAGUGUUCUUCCAGUCCAUCAACCCAAUCCAACCCUCUGCCCUUUCCUUUUUCAUACUAGUCCAGACUUUUUCAAUUAUGAAGUCCUUCAAAUCAACAUCUUGGAUUUGCUUUCUGAAGCAGAGUGUACAGUAUAUAGGACCUCCACACAAUCACAGUACCAUUGCAUUGAAGGUAUUGUUUUUCUGCAGUUCACAUGCACAUUGUGAUAGUCAUUAUGAUGCUGUAUCUGCAUCCACAUUUUGUAUGUUUGUGUAUGUAUGUGUAAAUAUUAUGUAUUCCAUCUCAAGCUGCUUAAAUAUUUUCACAAGUGUCAUUGGUCGGAACAUAAUUUUGAUUUGAAUGGGUGAGACUGGCACAAAUUGAGGUCAGUAGGUUUUGCUGAAAGUUGACCACAAGCUCUGACCACUGAGCUGACAGUGGUGGCAUUUCUUUCACCUUACAACCAUUGUCCAUCAAAUUAACUGGUCUGACCAUGAUGAACCCUUCCUCCUCUUUGAAUUUCACCCCUCUCUUCAACUACCUCCCUCUCUUCCCACUCAACCAGCUUCUUUACCCACUCACUGCUCCUUCUCUCAUGAUGCACGCACACCUGUUACCCAACAACCUCCAUGUGACCGACACGAGAGUUUAAUGGUGCAUUUAUGGGCAUGUGUAGAGCUGUGAUGUAAAUGGAUUAGAAUGUAAAAGAUUUUCUCCUGUAUCGAUAUUGAGUCAAAGCCUGUGAUACAGUAAUAUAUAAUAAUUAUGGCAUUGGUCAAUUAUUUCAGAUGUUUCAACGUGUUGGAAAUGUCUUUUGAUAACUGACACUUGAUGAGUGAAUAUUACUGUCAGUGGAUCAAAGAAACUAAAACU
Molecule: messenger RNA, 3759 nt
Organism: Stegostoma tigrinum
Lineage: Eukaryota; Metazoa; Chordata; Chondrichthyes; Orectolobiformes; Stegostomatidae
Gene: slc4a11
Product: solute carrier family 4 member 11
Exons: 20
Coding region: 87-2627 (846 amino acids)
Biological process (GO): monoatomic ion homeostasis; transmembrane transport; monoatomic anion transport
Cellular component (GO): plasma membrane; basolateral plasma membrane
Molecular function (GO): solute:inorganic anion antiporter activity
Source: RefSeq, a predicted model, not a curated record